UCUAUUAGCCACUAGAAGGCGCCGCAGGACUAAGAUCAGCACUGUCCUAUACAUAUGAGUGAUAUGUACUCAGGAUACAAGAAACAGCAGUGAUUGCAGAGAUGGGAUCAGCAGGUAGGCAGUACUAGCACCUGGAGCUGCCAAGAAAGAAGCCCAGUGAUGCACAGCCGGAGCACAUGGAAAAUUCCCAGCACUGAGGAUUAAAUAAACCAAGCAGCCUCCACAUCCCCUGUGCCUCCCGAAACACUAAGAUCCUGGAUUAUACAGAGUCAUCAUGUCUAACGGUCCAAAAAAGAAAAUUACUCAGAAGCUGAAGAAGACCCUUCCUGUGACGGGUCCCCAAGCUCCAACCUUGUAUGAGUUGAUGCAAUGGUACUGCCUGACCACCAACACACACGGCUGCCGGAGGAUAGUGGUGUCCAAGGGUCGUAUACGGAAAUGGAUCUGGAUUGUCCUGACGUUGAUUGCGGUGGCUCUGAUCUUCUGGCAGUGCGCCUUAUUGCUUAUGUCCUAUUACACCGUGAGCGUGUCCAUCACUGUGAACUUUCAGAAGUUGACAUUUCCAGCUGUCACCGUCUGCAACAUGAACCCCUACAGGUAUAGUUCAAUGAACAAAUAUCUGUCCGGGUUGGAGGCAGAAACUAUAAAAGCACUCAGGGAGAUAUAUGGAUAUACAAAACCCCCAAGUCGCAGGCGCAGAGAUGCGGAAAUGCCACAAGAAGUCACAGAAGAGCAGUUCAAUUACCUCAAUAAGAUUCAAUUGUUUGAGGUUAAAAGCAUACGCGGCAAUGAGAUCGACAUGGAAGAGAUUCCCACACGGAAAAGGAGCAGAAUGAACGCCAGAGUGGUUCACAGGACUCCCGAGACCACUGCCGGAAACAUUGUUGGCUACAAAUUGUGCGACCUUAACAACAGCAGCGACUGCACUAUAUUCACCUUCAGCUCGGCCAUCAAUGCCAUCCAGGAGUGGUAUCGGCUGCACUAUAUGAACAUCCUGGCCAAGAUACCUAUGGAAGAGAAGAUUUUGAUGGGUUACUCAGCCGAUGAACUAUUGAUUAACUGUUUUUUUGAUGGCAAAACUUGUGACGCUAGGAACUUUACUCUAUUCCAACACCCACUAUAUGGCAACUGCUACACUUUCAAUGAUGCCCAACGGAAAAAUUUGUUGGAUUCCUCUAUGGGUGGUGCCGAGGCUGGGCUGAAAUUAGUCAUCUACAUGGAUGAAGAAGAGUACAACCCAUUCUUGGUCACAGCAGCAGGUGCCAAGAUCUUAGUGCAUGAUCAGAAUGAUUUUCCAUUUAUUGAAGAAUCGGGGACGGAACUUGAGACGGGUACAGAAACCUCAAUCGGGAUGCAACUGACGGAAUCUUCCAAGUUGAGUAGUCCAUACAGUGACUGCACCAUCGAUGGGAAUGAUGUCCCUGUCGAAAACUUGUACAACAAGAAAUACACCUAUCAGAUCUGCCUGUACUCAUGUUUCCAGAAUGAGAUGGUGAAAACCUGCGGAUGUGCCCACUAUGACCAGCCAUUGCCUAAGGGGGCAAAGUACUGCAAUUAUGAUGAAUUCCCCAGUUGGAUUUAUUGUUACUUUAAGCUGCAUAAACAAUUUGUCCAGGAAGAGCUGGGAUGUCAGUCUACGUGUCGUGAGUCCUGCAGUUUUAAAGAGUGGACAUUUACAAGAAGUGUGGCGAAAUGGCCGUCAUUGAAUUCUGAGGAGUGGACAUUGCGGGUUCUGUCCUGGGAGCUGGGGAGCAGAUUACACAAGAACUUGACCAAAAAUGAUCUGGCAAAUCUGGACAUCUUCUACCAAGAUCUGAACCUCAGAACUAUUGCUGAAAGUCCUGCCUCCAGCCUUUCGAAUCUUCUUGCAAACUUUGGGGGUCAACUGGGCCUUUGGAUGAGCUGUUCUAUGGUCUGCGUGCUUGAGAUUGUAGAGAUAUUCCUCGUUGACUCUCUUUGGGUGGUUUUACGUCAGAAGUGGCACAAGUUCAUGAGAUGGUGGAGAAGCCGUAAAGAAGGAAAAGACAUUGAGCAACAUCGCGACACUGGCCACGACAACCCAUGCCUAUCGGAUGAAGAUCCACCAACAUUCAACACAGCUCUACAGCUACCUCACGCGGAGCACUGCCAAGUGCCAAGAACACCGCCUCCCUUGUACAGAUCUCUUCAGAUACAAUCAGACAUUGAGCAUUCUAGGGAAGAUGAAAAUGACAUAGAAAUAGAACAAAUGUAAAAUGAUCCUUCUUUUCGAGCAAACAUUUUCGAAAGGGAAGACAUUAUUGUCCAGACUUUUAUUUAGAAGCCAUAGUUCAAAAAGGGAUAAAAAAAAGAAAGACUGUGUGAGAGCUGGUUGUAUUUAAAACCUGUCCAAAGACAUUCAAUGGUUUUGAAGACUCCAUGUUUGUACUGUAUAUAACAUUCUGUAGCUAAAGGUAAAAAUAUGGGAGGAAUAUUUCAAUGCUGACACCAGAAAACUGGAGUGAAAAAGUCACAAGUUUUUGCACAACGCUCUCAAUUAUUGCACGAAACACUGAAAAAGUCCCAUUUUUGAGCAACACAAGGCUUGUGCGACAAUUUGCAACUUUUUUACACCCGAAAAUUGGCAUCAAAGCCUUGAUAAUUUUCCCCUAUGGUGCUAGUUUCAUAUUAUACUUCUUGAAGAUCCUCUAUCCCUCACAAUGAGCCACAACUGUGUAGGCGGAAAAUCAAUGUUUGUUACUGUAGCUCGGUCCUCUGACCACGAGUUCUUAAAUUAUUGUAUAUUACCGUGAUUUAUUUUGCACAUCUUGGUCCUCUGAAGGGUUAUAUCCAGGCGGUACAUACCAUCUGGAACACUAGUACUAAAAUAUUGCUAACUAUACCAGUAAAUUGGCCAUUUAAAGUCAAAGUCACUGUCCUAAAAAUAGUAUCAAAGCAAUUCUAAUCUAUGUAAUGGUAGGAGAUAUUAUAGGAAUUAUGUUGGAAUUAUUUUGUUUUUUAAUCAGGUGUGGUGAUUUAGUCACAAUGACCAGAUGCCACCCAUUGUCUAUGCUGAUAACUGAAGAAUUUGUAUUAUAGCGUCACCUGGUAGACGUCACCAUUAGGCUUAAAAAAAAAAAUGCUGGUUAAAAACAUUGUAUGGAUCAAAAGUGAACACCAAGGACAUGUGCCCCAGGUCUAUUAUUGGUGUUCUGAACCUAAGUCUUCCUAGCGUCCCCUAGUGCCCCAUGCUUGCUGCACAGUCUUCCAACACCACUGGCAUGGAUGGCUGAAAAACAAAAAGUCGUGACGAGAUGGACUAUCUGGACCACAAUGUUGACUUUAUGAAUGUAUCAAGCUUUCUCAGGUUUAUAAUGGGAAACAAAAGUCACCACCAUCUUACCGGGUUUAUUUGUUGACUUUUCUGACUGCAGACUGUGUACUGAAAAACCACAACAUACGGCACCAAUGAAUUGUUAGUUCAUGUAAAAUCAGAAAUAGCCGUACGUCUCUACAUCAAGCUUUGCCAACGUGAGGAACCAAAGAACUUCUAAUGUCUCUCAUGUUUGUUCCAUCUACUGGAGUCUUCAGUUUCAAAUGUUCCAUACAUCUUUUAGUGACUACCGAUUAAGUCUUGUUUUAUAUUUUACUGUUGUCAAUAUGCUAUAGGACAAUUGUGCUGUGCACAAAAUGCUGCUAUAUACAAUAUUUAUUGGCCUGUUCUAUGGCCACAGAAGAAGGGGUCAAUCAAUACAACAAAGUAUGUGCCUUCAGGUUAACAAAAAAAAGGUUGAAUGUAUUCCAUGUUUUCACAGUUGCGUGGUUCAACUUGAGCAUGAAAGUUGGUAUACGCACAUAACAUUUGACGAUAGAUUGUAGAUCUCAUACAAGUGUAUGAGACAUAUAUGUAUAUGAUGUUAUAUUUAAGAUAGAUCAAUGUGAAUAUUUUUUUUUUUAAUAAAGUUGUG
Molecule: messenger RNA, 3926 nt
Organism: Hyla sarda
Lineage: Eukaryota; Metazoa; Chordata; Amphibia; Anura; Hylidae
Gene: SCNN1G
Product: sodium channel epithelial 1 subunit gamma
Exons: 13
Coding region: 275-2233 (652 amino acids)
Biological process (GO): sodium ion transmembrane transport
Cellular component (GO): membrane
Molecular function (GO): ligand-gated sodium channel activity
Source: RefSeq, a predicted model, not a curated record